GAACAACAUAUUCAACAACUUCCCUUUUAUCCAAACCAAAUUUCACUCGCCAUGCCUCAGCUCACUUGGCUCAUCACCGGCUGCUCCUCCGGAUUCGGAGAACAGUUCGUCAGCAGCAUUCUCGCACGCGGCGACCACGUCAUAGCCACUGGGCGUGACAUUAUUAAGCUUCAGAAUCUCAAGGAAGCAGGGGCUUCUAUCCUUCAACUCGACAUCACUUCCACCCAACAAGCCAUCAACGAGACAGUAGCUCAAGCAAUCUCUAUCUACGGAAAGGUAGACGUGUUGCUGAACAACGCGGGCUAUGUUUCAACAGGCAUUUUUGAAGAUCUCGCAUACGAAGACUUCUUAGCUCAAUUUGAAACAAAUAUAUUUGGAACCAUUAAGGUAACCCAGGCUCUUUUGCCUCAAUUCCGGCAGCGCCGAGCCGGGACCAUGGUAUUCAUCGGUUCUCUCUCAGGCUGGAUGGGAGACCCAGGAAUCAGCGCUUACGUUGGCUCGAAAUUCGCACUUGAAGGCAUCGUGGAAUCCCUCUGGCGGGAAACUUCGCCUUUGGGUAUCAAAACUCUCUUGAUCGAGCCAGGGCGAUUCCGCACCAAGCUUCUAUCGAGCGGUAACAUGAAGACCGUGUCGACCGAGAUCCUAGAGUACAAGGAUUUCUCGAGGACGCUUCUUAAGGGACUGGCUGAGGCGGAUCAGAUGCAGCCAGGCGAUCCGAUUAAGCUUGUAGAAAUGGUGUUAGAUCUGGUAAGGCAGGAAGGUAUUGCUGAAGGGAAGGAGAUUCCGUUCCGGCUUCCGCUGGGAAGUGAUUGCUACAAUGAUGUCAAGGCCAAGUGUGAGGAAACCCUGGAGCUGCUGAAAAAGUGGGAGCCAAUGAUCAAGAGUACGGACUAUGAAUGAGAGGUAGGGAAGAC
Hyaloscypha bicolor E is the source of this 914-nucleotide messenger RNA. Its product is annotated as NAD(P)-binding protein. The transcript is spliced from 3 exons. Bases 52 to 900 code for a protein of 282 amino acids. Lineage: Eukaryota; Fungi; Ascomycota; Leotiomycetes; Helotiales; Hyaloscyphaceae. The record is from RefSeq and is a predicted model, not a curated record.